Lepus europaeus (European hare) is the source of this 2580-nucleotide messenger RNA. RefSeq names its product reticulon 3 (gene RTN3). Gene Ontology annotation, biological process: endoplasmic reticulum tubular network formation; neuron differentiation; brain development. Gene Ontology annotation, cellular component: postsynaptic density; neuron projection. The record is from RefSeq and is a predicted model, not a curated record. The coding region runs from base 139 to 849 and encodes 236 amino acids. The transcript has 7 exons. Lineage: Eukaryota; Metazoa; Chordata; Mammalia; Lagomorpha; Leporidae.
CAGUCUGUCGGAGUCCGUCGUCGGAGCAGGCGUGUGGCAGAGACUUCGCAGAGCCGAGCGCCCGAUUCUCCGGUUUCCCCUCCCUGUCUCCCGCCCCGCGUCUCUCGUCGCCCCUCUCCGGCCCUUGCUCUCGCAGCCAUGGCAGAGUCGUCGGCGGCCACUCAGUCCCCGUCCGUCUCCUCGUCGUCCUCCGGGGCCGAGCCGUCCGCGCCCGGCGGUGGCGGGAGCCCGGGAGCCUGCCCCGCCCUGGGGGCGAAGAGCUGCGGCUCCUCCUGUGCGGUGCACGAUCUGAUUUUCUGGCGAGACGUGAAGAAGACUGGCUUUGUCUUUGGCACCACGCUGAUCAUGCUGCUCUCCCUGGCAGCCUUCAGCGUUAUCAGUGUGGUUUCUUACCUCAUCCUGGCUCUUCUGUCUGUCACCAUCAGCUUCAGGGUCUACAAGUCUGUCAUCCAAGCUGUGCAGAAGUCAGAAGAAGGCCAUCCGUUCAAAGCCUACCUGGAUGUGGACAUCACCCUGUCCUCAGAAGCCUUCCACAAUUACAUGAAUGCCGCCAUGGUGCACAUCAACAGGGCUCUGAAACUCAUCAUUCGUCUCUUCCUGGUGGAAGAUCUGGUUGACUCCUUGAAGCUGGCUGUCUUCAUGUGGCUGAUGACCUAUGUUGGUGCUGUUUUUAAUGGAAUCACCCUUCUGAUUCUAGCGGAGCUGCUGGUGUUCAGUGUCCCAGUCGUCUAUGAGAAGUACAAGACCCAAAUCGAUCACUAUGUUGGCAUCGCCCGGGACCAGACCAAGUCGAUUGUUGACAAGAUCCAAGCAAAGCUCCCCGGAAUUGCCAAGAAAAAGGCAGAAUAAGCACGUGGAAGCCAGAAAUGCAACAGUUACUAAACCCCACUUCCUAGUUAUAACGUCCUGACUUGUGAAGGCGCGUGCUCAGUGUCAGCGUGAGCCUGCAUUCCAAGCUUUGUUUUGUAAUUUGAUGUUUUCUCCCUUCCCUUCCCUUUGCCCUUAGUAUCAAGCACAAGAAAUGUUGGACUAGAAGAACUGACAUCUUAGACGAAUAAGGAAAGAAUGAGAUUAGUGGGAUGAAUCAGUACCUUAGUGGGGGAGGAGCUUUGCCUGCAGCUCGGCAGGGGAAAGUGGGCAGUGAAGGUGGGGCGAAGGACGGAGCCGACCUCUGCAGCUUCCCGUUGUCGCUCUGCCCUUGUUGUUAAGAAGCAAUGAUUAACGCGUGAAGAAGCUCUCUGAGGACAGGAGUGGGAUGCCUUCCCUGGGGUCCCCAGAGCCCUGCGAUCCCAUCCUCCCGCCCUCCAGAGUGAGCAGCUAUUGCUAAUAGUCCUCUUCUUCACUUCAUGAUACAGCUUCCGACUCUGGAUAACCUAACGGGGGCUCGUGAGAAUUCCUGAUUCCCAGAGUGGAAGUGGAAAGUAGACCUUGUCCUAGGGGCAGGAAGGGCUCCACCGUCUGGGAGGGGGUGUCUGCGUGUCGCCAGUUCUGAGCAGUAAUGUGAGAACUCAUUCCUGGGUGUGCUUCCCCUCUUCCCUGCCCACCUCCCCUCUUUAAUAAAUAUGGUUGUACUUUUCUUAUUAUGAAAUAAAUGUCUGUAACUGCUGUACACUGCUGUAAACUUGUUAGAGAAAAAAUACUCUGCAUGUGGGCUCCCCAGUUACCGAGUUAUUGUGGCCCUGUCUCAGUCCGUGGAGGGAACGGCCUCACAAGGUGACCUACAGAAACACAAACGGCCUUGCUUCUUUGUUUUUCCCUUGUGACUUGCUUCAUCACCUGCUGCAUCUUUAACCUGUGUUCAUCAGUUUCACCUGAGGACCAAAGCCAAGCCGUGCCACGUGUCUGUGGCUCAGGGACCACAGAUCGGUGUAGGGAAGUGCAGUUCGUGGUCUUAGGGAGUUGCAAGUGCUUUGCGCUGGCUUUAUGGGUCUGUGUUGUUUUGAGGGUUCUUUUCCUUUGCAGGCACAAAGUGCCUCAGCUCUGCCCUGGCCCAGGGUAUCCCUGCAAGCUCUCCAGGAAGUUCUAGGUGAAGGUGACCAGGCAGGGGGCAGCGCGUGUAGGCGCGUGUUGAGGGUCUGUGCGCAUGGAUGGAACAUCAGGUGCAGGGCAACUAGGAAGGUUUGGCUCCGCUUUGAAACUAAGUUUCUUCCUCCCCUUCCCCACGAGACAUCUGUGAACUUGAAAGAAAAGUCACCUGCCAGUCCCUUCAGUCGUGGCCACGCAGGGGGACUGAGAACUUCCAAGUAAGGGCUGCCAUGUGCAAUGGUGGCAAGAAGCUGUCUUGUCUACAUUUUUGGGGGAAAUUUGCUUAGGAAUUUAGAUGGGUGAGAGGUACCCUUGCCUUACUCCAUUUUCUUUUCUCAGUCCCCUCUCCUUGUGAAUUUUUUCUCACUGAUUUCACAUCGCAGUGGGAGAUGCACUCCGUCCUCCUCUGCCUCCCAGGAAGUUGAUGCACUGGUUGUCUUUUGGGCUCCCCCCAAAGGACCUCUGCACUGGAAGCCUCCAGACCCAGCUUGUCUUCUGUUGCUGCUGUCUUUAGAUAAUUGGAGAGAUCUUUGUGCCACACAGGAUUUUUUUUUU